UUCGCCUGCAGCUGCAGAGCCCGGCCGAGGUCCGGCGCUGCGAGGCGAAUUUUCUUAAUGCUCAACCCAUAAAACCCCAGGAUUAAGAAAAGAGAGGAAGAGGGAGGAGUGUAGAGAGGAAGAGAGACUGAGAUGAAAGUUUCUUGUACGCGGCGUGGAGGACUGAGGCGGCCGUCGCUAGGCAAAUGUCCAGGUGGGAGACGCUGGGCCAGAAGCCGCGACUGUUCCAACAACGGCCGCAGGGCAGGGAGGGGGAAGUGGGGGCCUCACCGAGGGAGAGCACGUCCACCCAGUUCCAGGCCCCCGAGCCGGGGAGAAGGGCGUGGGAGCUGGGCCCUGGGACCCGGAUCCAGCACCCAGGUGACCUCGAGGCCGGGCCAGACUCCGGGGGACACUUGGGAGAGGGGGAGGGGUUUGGCGUCGGGGUCGUGGGAUUCUAGCCAGGGGCGGAAGUUCUGCACCGGCCCGCGGGCUGUGCCCAAGCCAGCAGGCUGCCAACGCUCCUCCUCCUCAGCGACCCCUGGGCCCACAGUUUCUUUUCCCGCAGCGCGGGCUUUCUGGUUCCGGGCCUCUCCGCACGCUGGGCUUGCGCCUGCGCUCGGCGGGCAGCCUCUGGGCACAACGCGACGAAAUCCGGACGCGGCGCCUUCGCCGCGGGCCUGACCCUCCUAGUCCCGGGGGCCGGCGCUCCGCCGCCGCUGCGGGGCGUGCGGGCGCCACAGAGCAGCCCAAAUGGAAACCCCGCGGGGCUCGGGACUGGGGCAGGAGGAACAGCAAGUGUGGGGCUAGGGAACGUCUGUCACUUGACAGGUCGCGAGCGGCCGUGGGGAGCCGUCUCUCCGCGAGGCUCCUCGGGAGGGAAGGUUCCCCGAAUCCAGCGUAAAAGGGAUGGUGAUGCUGGCGGUCCAAGCCCCAGGCAGCUUGGGUUUCGUCUGCCCGCUUCCCUUGGGGUUCGAGUGGGGUUCUGAGAGCUUCCCCCGGAGAGCGGCAGCCGGCUCCGCUCUCCUGCGUGAAUGAACAGGACAAAUACUCAAUUUCCUUUACUUCUGUAACUUUUCAGUAACUUCUUAAAAUCCUUUUCAUGAAGAAAUCUACCGUAGCAAGUUUUAUCAUUUUGAAAGACUGUCAGUUGAAGGUAGCUGCAUACUUUUCGAACGGAAUGUGUGUAUUUGUGUGUAAAUGUACAUAUAUGUAUGUGUGUGUACGUUUAUUUUGAUCUAGGCUAAAGUAUAAACGCUAGUGGACUGUUUUCUGUCUCUAGACUUGUUGAACGAGCUUUCUUUGUUUCAAACACUUCUGUAGAGGAGUGAUGGUAACUACUAUCAAAUCGCCAGUUUUUUUCUGUAGCCUAGAACUUAUUAAAAGUUCUCUUUCCUUCAUCUCAUACAUACACACCUGCACACAUUUACCCUCCUCGCCAACAAUAAUCAUCUUCCUUUCACUUCAGUACCUGCAGACUUUCGAGUUAUCAGAAAUCAUAAUUUUUCCUCAUAAGUGCAACAUUAACAAUUGAAAAUAAUGUGGAAAAUUCAUCAAGAUAUUAGCAGUUUUCAGUGCUGUGGAAUCACAAAAUUUCCUCAAAUCUUUAACAACAGAGAGGGCCCUUUACAGAAAAAGAUAGUUUACACUGCUUCAUGACAUUUUAUGAAAAUACGACUAACUGCUUUUCAGUUCGCAUUCGUGUGUCAGCAGGGCUCUCUCGGGAUGGUGUAAACUUACUCAGCUCCAAAUACAGCCUAGUAUCCUGCUCUGCAUUCAAGAGAAUCAUUUUUUUCAACAUGAAAAGUCUUAUGGAUACAGGAACUUCUCAAACCAGUGUCAAGUUUUCAUUAUAAGGAAGUAGCAGCAGUGGUUAAGGUAAGAAAGUUUCUGCUUUUAUUGAAAAUUUAUAUAUGACUCAGUAUUGUAAUAAAUAAACAGAAAACCAUUUUCACAAAAAAAAUGACAGUGCUAUGCUAGAGAAGAAAAUAUUAAUUGGGGGAUUUACUCAUAGUGGCAAGACAGACUUUUAUCAAUACAGAAUAAAUAUUAACAGCAUUCUUGAGCCAAUGUUGAGACCCAGCAAAAUGUAGGAACCAAGCUAGAUGUAAUAAAUAAUUAUCUGGAGAAAAAGAUGGCGCAUUCUCAGAUGAUAAGACCGUCUUUGUAAACUGAUGCAUGUCAAUUAGUCCCAUCCUCAUAGCUCACCUUCAAAUCACAGGACUGUCUCAGCCUACAUUAAAAGGCCAUCCUCUAAGGAAAACAGAGGACAGGAACUCUAUUAUCCUUACAGUGAAAUGCAAAACAACUGCAGAAAAUCCCACUGGUAAAUAGAACACAGUUUAAUAAGUAGAUUGAGUAUGAUCUAACUAUAAAAUUUAGGUAACAGAGUCAAGUGUUACAUAUGGCAGGACUGGAAAAAUCAUUCAUGACAUUUUUCUUAUCCCCCACAUACCCCCCCACCAUUAUGCUAUCAACAACAACAAGAACAACAACAACAAUAACAACAAAAA
Molecule: messenger RNA, 2492 nt
Organism: Mustela erminea (ermine)
Lineage: Eukaryota; Metazoa; Chordata; Mammalia; Carnivora; Mustelidae
Product: soluble scavenger receptor cysteine-rich domain-containing protein SSC5D-like
Exons: 2
Coding region: 133-663 (176 amino acids)
Source: RefSeq, a predicted model, not a curated record